Haemonchus placei is the source of this 984-nucleotide messenger RNA. NCBI's taxonomy places the organism in Eukaryota, Metazoa, Nematoda, Chromadorea, Rhabditida, Trichostrongylidae. The record is from the annotation of a GenBank genome assembly.
AUGAGUGGAGUUUCUUCAGACAUGGUGAAGGUUUACUACGGCAGAGAAUGCACCACGUAUACAUUGGAUAGGCUCAAUUCACUCACAGCUAGAGAUGUCAUCAAAGAGGUUACGAAGAGUGAACCAGAUCGUUCAGUUCUGAGCCAUACUGGUCGAUUUCUCCCGUUAGAUAUGCAGUUGAGCUCCCAUAACUUUCGUGAAACUGACACACUACGUGUACUUCAGGGAGGUGGUACCCCAAUGGUGAAUCAGCCUUGCGACGACUCGUUACUUCGUGAAUGUGACCGUUUGUUCGAUUAUCUUCAGAAGGAGGAGUCUGGAUAUAUGCAUAUGCGUUUAAUGGCCGAAGUUGUUGAACCGGAGUUCUUAUCGAAAAUCAUGAAACAGUUCCCGGAUCUCCGAAGUGACCCGGUUGCAUGUCAUAUUCUUCAAGACUAUUACAUCAUCAAAGGCAUGGUGACGUUGCCUAGUGAUGAAGAAGGAAUCGCAAAACUGCGCAAAUUCCACGCCCAGCAUCCGGCUCUUUUACCAGCAAUCAAUUCGCUAUUGAAGAAACAUGCCCAGAGAGGGAGAGGAUCAUCUCAGCGUACACCGCGUGUUCAAGCGGAUGGUUCACCCUCUCCAGCAGAACCUCCUCAGAUUACUCAGGAAAUGCUGAGACAGGCCAUGGCGAUAGCGUUUGGAGGUGCUAUGCCUGGUGGAUCAGGACGUAGUGGUACUAGCACUACAUCUCGUCCUGCAUCUCUUGUUGCUACGCCACCGCCGGCACCUGCUGCACCUGCGGCACCAGCGGCUUCUGAGCCUAACCCCGGACCUUCCGAUCACAUCUUGCAGUUGCGCUCUCGAUUCGCAUCUCAAUUGGUGCAAUUGAAUGAGUUUGGCUUUACGGACGAGGCUGCCAAUUUGUCUGUUUUGGAAUCCAGUGACGGAAAUGUUGAGGUGGCCCUCGAUUUGUUAAUUGCGAUGAGAGAGGAAGGGAUUUGA